UGGGCACCUCAUAAACCUAAGAAUGAUGUAUAGAAUGUGAUACAUGGUAACUCAUCUUACCAACAAAAUAAGCCCCUCCCUCUUUCACUAGUAUUUAACAUGAAGGAUUGGGCUAGUACAGCUCACACCUCAGCAAAAGCCAAGACUGGAAUGAUGGGGUGGAUGUGCCGUUGCCUUGUCACCUGCUGGAUGUGGUGUUCUCUUCUCUUCAUACUGAAUGCAGAAGAAGAGCCAGAACUAGGUGGGCCAGAAGAAUGCAACGAUGCUCACUUCAUACCUGGAUACAACCUUGGAGGAGAGGGCUUUGACGUUGUGAAGAUGGAGCGAAAAGGGUCUUUCGUGAUCGACAUGGAGAAGUGGGACAUAGGAAACGGUAGUUGCAGAAUGUAUCAGAACUCAUAUUUGAAGAAUGUAAAGCAGAAGAUACCGGUAGCUGUGAAGUUUUGGAGAACCCUCCCAAAAUGUUCAAAGAAGGUUGGCAGCAUGAUUUAUGACUCCAGUGAAGCUCUCGCGAAAGGUUCUACCUCGUCGAUUUCGAACAACUGGAAAGCUGGACUAGAUGUGCCAAUGACGGCUUCGGUUUCUUUAGGAGGCACUCAUUCCCGUGAAGCAACAUAUGCAUUGGACAAGUCCAAAGAAGACAAGUACAGUUUCACCAAGCAUGUUGUCAAAUGCAGCUUCUACAGCUACAAAAUAGCAUCUUCACCACCACUGCAUCAGGAGUUUCUUCAGGCUGUUAAGUCUCUUCCACCAGAAUAUAAUAAAGAAUCUUAUCAGGAAAUAAUUGACCUGUUUGGCACACACUAUACCAAAGGAGUGAAUUUAGGUGGGAGGAUGAAAGCGGUAACAGCUAUUAGAACCUGUCAAGCAUCAACAAGUGACCUUACCGACACGGCAGUUAAAGACUGUUUGGAUGUGGAGGCAUCGGGUACGUACAACGGUGUCACCCUGAAAGCAGAGGCCCACCACUGUCAAGAGCUAAAGAAGAGACUGAACACAAAGGAGAAAUUCAGCUCAAUGUUUAAUGAGCGACAGACAGACAUCAUUGGAGGCAACAUCAAUGGUGAGGAUAUCCUUUUCUCUCCUACUUCACAUCCAAAUGCAUUAAAUGCUUGGCUGGAAUCUCUGAAGACCAUCCCAGAUGUGGUAAUGUACUCUCUUCAACCCCUGCACUCCGUGCUGGAUAACAAGCACCCUGCUAAGAAAGGACUCAAGAAAGCAAUUGAGACGUAUAUCCUUGAAAAUGGUUUAAAAAAUGUUUGCUCUGAGUCUUGUAAGAUUGGGCAUCACACUAAUCCAAGGGAUCGCUGUGCCUGUAACUGUGAAACAAGUCAGGUUAUUACGGCCAACUGCUGUCCUGCUAAAAAAAAUCUAGCCACGCUGAAGGUUUUCAGGCUUAGGGCCAACAAAUUAUACGGAGACAAAUGGACUGAAACUGAUGGCUCGGUUGAAGUAACGUUUGGGAAAACAGUCAGACGCACCGAAGUGAUUACAGAUGACAACAAUCCCCGCUGGAGAGAAACUUUUGAGUAUGGUCCUGUCAAGCUGUCUAUCAGUCAACAGCUCACUUUCAAAGUAUACGACGCAGACUCUUACUGGAACAGUGAUCUUCUUGGAGAGUGCUCCUUUGACCUGAGAAGUGGAGAUGUGACUGAGACAUGUUACUUUGAAUAUGGAACCUUUGUUUUCUCCUAUUCUUUAAUUUGUGCUCCUAGUCUGCAGGGUAAACAAUGUGAAAAUUAUAGUCGUUCUCCAAUGGACGCCAAACUGGCCAAAAUAUUCCGCUCCAGAAACGGCAUUCUGGUGAAAGAUAUGUGGAAACUCCAGGCAGCUCAGAACAACUCCAGUAAGCUCUACUAUAAGAGUGAUUAUCUGUAAAAGCAUAAAAGGUUUAGGUCCAGCAGUUGUUACUGAAACAGCUCAUUUCACUUGUGUGACAAAUCAUACGUUUGUUUUAAUGAAAUACAAUAAUCCUGCUUUGACAUUUGUUUUUAUAAAUGAACCAAUGCUUGCUGCCUUUUUGACUGCUUAAUGAGAUGUACACUGACAUAAUUAAAGC
This is a messenger RNA of Astyanax mexicanus (Mexican tetra), 2059 nucleotides long. RefSeq names its product perforin-1. NCBI's taxonomy places the organism in Eukaryota, Metazoa, Chordata, Actinopteri, Characiformes, Acestrorhamphidae. The record is from RefSeq and is a predicted model, not a curated record. Bases 100 to 1878 code for a protein of 592 amino acids. The transcript has 3 exons. Gene Ontology annotation, biological process: immune response. Gene Ontology annotation, cellular component: membrane attack complex.